GAAUGCCACGCGCGUCCACUUAUAUGAGUACACUUGUAACAACCUAAGUAUUACGAAAGUUAUAUUCGAUCAAAUAAAUCUCACGUAGCAAAUUUGCAAUAUAUAUAUUUUUUAACCAAAUUCGACACUCUCAUUGGCCUCCAUACACAAAGUCUUCACUUCGUGGAAUUAUUUUCGUGGACAGAUUUUGGGGGGAGUAAACCCUCUCGCUUCGCCUCUUCCUCUCUGGCAGUAGAGAAUUCCUCCCCUCGACCUCUGACGGGUAGUAUCCUAAUCUGCAUAAAGAAAUGACAGGCAUGCUUGAGCUGAAUCAGAGGGAGGUUAAACAGUGGUUUUCAGACCCAGCGAAGUUUUUUUUCAAGAGUUUUAACCCAACAAUUGCCCUGAAGUAGGUCAAAUUAACUUUAGGAUUUGGCGAUGAUUUUAUUGUAAAAGUUCAUCGGGGACCGCGUGAUUGUUGGUUUGGCGGUCCAUUGAAGACAGAAUGGGCCAGACGUCUGUCUCCACCUUGUCUCAAAAUGCGAGUGUUGAUGGACUGGAAAAAGCAUCUCUGUCCAACUGUGAUGUUGUGGUGGGAAGCACCCAGACUCCUCCACUGAAGCAGAAGGGGAAGCUCUCCACUAUAGGGAAGAUCUUCAAACCCUGGAAAUGGCGCAAGAAGAAAACCAGUGACAAGUUUCAGGAUCUAUCCAAAGUUCUGGAGAGGAAAAUCUCCACGAGGCAAAGUCGAGAGGAGCUGAUAAGACGAGGCGUUCUCAUUCCCGAUCAAGAGGAGCCAGUGAACUCUGAGAAUCUAAAUGGCCAUGCAACGCCUAGUGUGGGGUCUGAUGAGGUCAAAGUUGACAUGGAGUCUCCGAAAACACCUUUGGAGGAGAAGACAGAAGGGUCGGAGAAUGCUGAGGACAAAGCAGUAAGGAAUGAAAUCAAAGCUACUCCAAAAGGAAACCAGGCCAGAACGCGGGAGGCUAAAAAACAUCCCACCACCGCCCCUCCCAAAUCAGCUGGUGGGGCUACAGCAGGGCGCAGGGACGGGACCGCUGGUGUUAAAAAGCUGCCCAAAAGCACAGGCAAGCAAGCUUCCGCUCUGCCACCCAAACAAAACCCUCGAAACAAUUACAUUGGGAACGCCAAAUCCUCUCAACCUAAGAAAACUGGAGGCACAUCCAAGAGCACGGCCCAGUCCUCAUCCUCCUCAUCGUCCACACCGCGUACCACAAAGACCUCCAAGGACAGGCCUGCCAACCCAACUGGGACAGAGAAGACAAACAAGCGCGUCCUCCAACUAGUAACUGACCCUUCCAGCUUCUCUGGAGCUCCCAAGGCCUCCCCAGAGACAGACAGCCUUUCUGGGGAGAGACGGGUCCCGGGCCCUGGGGAUGGGCAUGGGAACCAGGGGUGCAAGGAGGAGCCCUCUUCUGGCCCAGAGGGCAGGCCUGCUGCUCAGGAUGACUCCUCUCUGACUGGAAUGGAUAAAGACAAUGCCUCAGGAGCCAGUCCUCAGGACCCUGGGGAAAAGGCCCCUCUGGUCAACAACGCCACUGAGGACACUUUCUUCACCGAGUCUCAUAGCGAGAGCUCCAUGGAGGAAGCCCUGGGGACUGGGGAAGAUGGAGGUGGUGACCGUGGGCAACAGUCAGGGGACGCAGACCAUGAGUUAGAGAAACGUCAGUGGCCUACCAAUGGGAUUGGAGAGAAGAAGCUCCACAGUGUUAACCUGCAGAGCCCAGAGGUUACAGUCAUCCCAGACAGCAUUACGGAGUCUGACUACCAGUCCACAGUCAGCGACUCCGACUCAGAUGGGCCCAUCCUCUACCGAGACGAAGACGAGGAUGAGGAGGACGAGUAUACCACAAGCUCCCUAGCCAGUAAGAUCCGCCGCAGGGACACCCUGGCCAUCAAACUGGGCAACCGGCCCAGCAAGAGAGAGCUGGAGGAGAAGAACAUCCUGCCUCGCACCUCUGAGACCGAGAGGCAGGAACUCCGGCAACAGAUUCACUCCAAGCUAGUGAGACGACUUAGUCAGAGGCCCAGCACUGAGGAACUGGAGCAGAGGAACAUUCUGAAACAGACAAAUGAAGCUGAUAAACAUGAAGCCAUACAAGAGAUUAAAAGAAGACUCUCCCGAAAGCUGAGUGUGAGGCCCACAGUAGCAGAGCUGGUGGCUCGGCGGAUUCUGCGCUUCAAUGAGUACGUGGAGUGCACAGAUGCUAAGGACUAUGACCGCCGUGCAGACAAACCCUGGACCAGGCUCACUCCAGCUGACAAAGCUGCUAUCCGUAAAGAACUGAAUGAGUUCAAAAGCAAAGAGAUGGAAGUUCAUGAAGAGAGCAAACAAUUCACCAGGUUCCAUCGGCCCUGAGGUGUCUAUCUCCAGUGGGGGUCCUGGUCAGCUGCCGGCCCUGCCUGAGGGCUCUUUCUUCCCGCUGCCCUGUGUCCCGCUGUGGGCUUCCCCGAAGCCUGGAGCCUAGAUGCCCCUAGGCACAGACACAUGGACAAUGUCCCCUGGGGCAAACCGGUCUCCAGCUAUAGAGAUCAAUGACAUUGGGCCACACCUGGUUACACAGACCAGACUGAGCUUUAGUGUUGUGUGGAAAGAUACAGAGAGAGAGAGUGGCCAAUAUCCAUCCAGAGAAUGUGAAUGGGCCGAGCCCAUGCCCAUUCACAGUCUUUGCACACCAUGAAGAAAAAAAACUGUUGCACUUUGUAACACAGCGCUGAUUGAAUUACCCACAUACUGUACCUGUUGGCUUCCCCUAAUGCCCCCUAACAAGCUUUGACCAAGUCCCUGUGGAAGGGAAAUGGUUUUGCAACUAUGGCGAUGUUGUAGGUUAGGCAAAUCCAGCCAAGGGUAACGGUAAUCAAAUCAAUACAGCAUAACGGUGCAAUUAAAUGCUUACUUGCGAGCUUCCUCAACAGUGCAAUGAAAAAUAUAAACAAAUCAAAAAGUUAAACACAUAGUCAUAAGCUUAACGUAAUGUAAGUGCAUGGAAAGUAGUGUUUAAGAAAGAAUGGUCACUUUUACUGCCAUGUGGUUUUGAUGGUGGAAAUGAAGGUGAUUUAGGCUUUGUUUUAAGGGGUGAUUGUUCAUGCUGAUCUUAAAGUGGCUGGGACUACAUGAAUUGUGCCUAGAUACUAAGCAUUAUGUAUCAUUACUAUAUGUGUCAUGCUUUUUGGAACUGUAAGUUACCAUUAUUGAGCAUAUCUUUAUGGGGACAGAGCAGAGGGGACCCUUUUGAUUGGUGUAGGCAAUUCUUUGCAAAUUCCCCUCUAUCUGCAAGUCAACCAGUGAAUUUCCAAAUUUAGAGCACGUUCAGACAAAAUUGGUCUGCUUUUGAUUGGUUGAGCUGUUCGUAAUGGAUGGUCUGUGUAGUUUGAAAGGAUGUGGUAAAUGUUAGCAUUUUACAGACCCAGAUAAAUCCAUCAGGAGCUUUUUUCCUGAUCAUAAAAUGUCCAAAAUGUCUUCUGUAAAGCAUUUCUUUGACAUAUCUGUGAUCAGGUGCACCAAUCCAUCAGAAUUUAUAUUCAUUUCAGACUGCUAAGGGCAGGUGUAGAAUAUGGGAGGAGAACCACCGUAUUCAUGUCCAUUUCUUUCUCAUCCUAUAGAUUUUUUGUAAGAAAAUGUAUAUCUGAUGCAUGAUCACAACAUUACUGCCAAUUACCUGAUAGAUUUUUACAUUGAUGUGAUGAACAGGACAAUUUUCAUAGUUUCUUUUUAAACCCACCCCAAUCUCGAUUGAUGGCGCUAUGUGCUGUUCAUAUGUGAGUACUGUAUCUUUGAAUUAUGUCAUGUACAUAAUAGUAAUGUAUAUGCAGUUAUUGUCACUCCCAUAUUUAUCAUGCAUAUAGGUCUAUACAUGCAUCAUAUGCCUCCAAAUGUCUUUAUUUUUCAGUUGUUGAUCACAUUACUGUAGAUACCAUUUAUGCGAAACAUCAACGGUGUAUGCUCAGGAGGAAGAUGCCAUAACCCUUCAGUAUUAGCUACAUAGACUGAAAGUGACCCCAUGGCCACUGAUGUGUCACAUGUUGACUUAGACAUCCAUUAGGAUGUCAUGUAUAUUGAUGAAAAUACACACUGUAUGUCUCACCGUCAUUGUGUAUUGGUUUGUAUGAGAUACCUUUUUUUCGUACUGCUUCUGUGAUCAUUGUGCACAAUGGUUUUAAAGUGGCCAGGAUCCAAAUGUUGUAGAAGCGUGUUUGUGUUGAAAAUCAUCUGUGCAGUGGAAAGUAAUGUGUCUGCCUGGCCUGAGCCCACCGUGCAGUCAACUGUGAAGCCAUUGAGUGGGUCAAUUAAAAGCUGAGCAGGAGGGGGUGCACUCGG
Messenger RNA from Salvelinus fontinalis (brook trout), 4318 nucleotides. It is a transcript of the gene phactr2, whose product is annotated as phosphatase and actin regulator 2. Bases 485 to 2359 code for a protein of 624 amino acids. The record is from RefSeq and is a predicted model, not a curated record. Gene Ontology annotation, molecular function: actin binding. Gene Ontology annotation, biological process: actin cytoskeleton organization. The transcript is spliced from 13 exons. NCBI's taxonomy places the organism in Eukaryota, Metazoa, Chordata, Actinopteri, Salmoniformes, Salmonidae.